GUUCUUUGUGUCGGGUGGUAAUUUUGUGUUCAAGCUAUUUGAGUCGAAUCAAAACCGAUUUGGUGGUCUUUGUGUCAGAUUCCUACGGUCGGCUAUUUUUAUUGGAUUUUUAAGUGCUUUGGUUAUAACAGAUAUUUUGACUGCUUGGGGAAAAUCUGCUGCUACUGCUGUUGCUGCAGAGUUUCUGAACCACAUACUUUAAAGCCAUCAACCUUAGAAUCAAGUCCGAUGCCAUCAACUCCAGAGCCACCGACUCAACAGCAUCCGAUUCCAGGGUCAUCAACUUUAGAAUACAAAUCGAUGCCAUCACCUCCAGAGCCACCGACUCAACAGCAUCCGAUUCCAGGGUCAUCAACUUUAGAAUACAAAUCGAUGCCAUCACCUCCAGAGCCACCGACUCAACAGCAUCCGAUUCCAGGGCCAUCAACUUUAGAAUCCAAACCGAUGCCAUCACCUCCAGAGUUAUCAAUCUUGCAGCAACUGCUUUCAGAGCCAUCAACAUUAGAAUCUAAUUCGAUGCUAUCAAAGGUGCCACCAACUCGUCAACCUCCGAUUGCAGAACCACAAACUUUAGAAUCCAGGUCAAUGCCAUUAUUUCGAAUGACUCCGGCUGUAGAACCACCAACUAUCGAAUCCAUUACGAUUCCACCAUUUAGAAUGACUCCGGCUGCAGAACCACCAACUAUAGAAUCCAUUUCGAUUCCAUCGUCUCCAAGCUACCAACCCCGCAGCAUGCGGCCCCAUCAUCGGUUCCAUAGUCACCUAUUGUAGAAUUCAGUUCGGUGCCAUUACCUCCAUAGUCAUCGAUUCUGCUACUUGCGAUCGAUGUUUAAGAUUCUUCUUUCAGACGACAACAAAUGUUUCAUGUUCUAUCGUUGGGCGACACUUUUAUAUAUAUUAAAUUUUUACUGUU
This is a messenger RNA of Argiope bruennichi, 913 nucleotides long. RefSeq lists its product as uncharacterized. Lineage: Eukaryota; Metazoa; Arthropoda; Arachnida; Araneae; Araneidae. The transcript is spliced from 2 exons. The record is from RefSeq and is a predicted model, not a curated record. Bases 229 to 771 code for a protein of 180 amino acids.